Messenger RNA from Rhagoletis zephyria (snowberry fruit fly), 541 nucleotides. RefSeq names its product pupal cuticle protein C1B-like. NCBI's taxonomy places the organism in Eukaryota, Metazoa, Arthropoda, Insecta, Diptera, Tephritidae. The record is from RefSeq and is a predicted model, not a curated record.
CCAAUAUCAGUCACCAGCCAACAGUUCAACGCUUAAUCAAACAGCUCAAACUCAAUCGACUUCAAAAUGUUCAAAAACAUCGCUCUCCUUUGCGUCUUCGCCUUCGCCGCCGUCAACGCUGGCCUCAUCGAAACCCACCAUGUAGUCCAUGAGCCUGUGUUGGCCAAGGUUGGUUCCGUGGUGCACAGCGCACCUUCGGCCGUCUCCCAUCAGAGCAUCACCCAGGUGCACAGUAAAUCCGUGGUCGAGCCAGUGCUUGCUCAUGCCGUCAAGACCACCAUCCACUCUGCUCCUGUGGUGCAUUCCCUACACUCGGCUCCAGUGUUGCACUCCGUACACUCGGCUCCUGUGGUGCACUCCGUACACUCGGCUCCUUUAGUGCACUCCGUACACUCGGCUCCAGUGGUGCACUCCGUACACUCUGCUCCUCUAGUGCACUCCGUACAUGCUGCUCCUUUGGCCUACACACUCCAUCAUCAUUAGAAAAUUUUUCGUUAACGAUUUAGCAAUUUGAUCCUUGUACUACUCAUAAGUGCUCUAA